AUGGGGGAAAAUGGAGGAAUUAGGAGCAGCUUUAGAAGUGAUAAUACUUUCAUAUCAAAGUUUAAAGCUUUGAAUAUCAGUCAGAAAAAAUUAGCAGUAAGAGGAGAAGAAGAUUAUUCCUUUUCCAACAACAACCCAUCAUCAACUUCUCCCAAUAAUAUUCUAAAUUUCAUUCAUAUUUUGGUCUCUUGGUCUCUUCAAGACAUUUUCAAUCAACAUCUUUACAAAACUAAGAUUGAAAAGAUUCCACAAUGUUUCAGUUCAAUGGAGCAUUAUUUUGGAAGUUUCAAGUACCCUUUACUAGAAGAAACAAGAACUCAAUUAUGCUCAAGCAUGAACCCUAUUUCCAAAUCUCCAUGUGUUGAAGUAAUUUCAAUCAAAGAAAUCAAACCCUAUGGCAAAGGAUUAUUCAACAUCCACAUUAGAGAUUGCAAAGACUGUCCCACAAUCUUGAUGCCUGGAAAUAUAUUUAUCUUGUCUAAUGUCAAAUCUUAUGUUGUCUCUGAUUUGGAGAGAGACAAUAAUAAUAAUGCCAAAUCAUGGACUUUUGCAACAAAAUUUUGGGCAAAAGGCAACAAUUUAGAGGAGGAAUUUUUGUCCGAUAAUGACCCCACUCGUUUUAGUGUCAAAACAUGGAACAAAGAUUUUGAGAUUCCAAUGGAUGAAAAAACUAAGAAUAAGCCAAUGUUUCUUGUGAUUUUGGUGAAUGUUCUUUCUAAUAUAAGGAUAUGGAAUGCAUUGCACAUGAUAAAGAGAACUAGUAAACAUUCUUCAGCUUCUUCUUCAAUGAUUUUCAAUCAAGUUUUGGGACUCAAGGAUUCGUGUAACAAUUUGGAUUUUAGUUGUGAUGCUUGUGAGGCAGAGGUUGGAAUGUCAUUUUCCCACAAUGAUGAUUUGUUUUCUACUCUAAAUGAGCCCCAAGCUAGAGCUGUUCAAAGAUGUCUUGAAAAGGCAAGUUGUGCCCACAAAUCUAGCAUUGAACUCAUCUGGGGUCCUCCUGGGACUGGCAAAACCAAGACGGUUGCUGUUUUGUUGCUUCAGUUUCGGAAGAAUAACCAUCGAGUGCUCACCUGUGCUCCCACCAACACUGCGAUCAUGCAGGUGGCAUCAAGAUUACUUAGUUUAGUUAAAGAAAUGCAUGAGAAAGAGUAUGGGUCAGGAGAGUUGUUUUGUAAUUUGAGUGAUAUUCUUUUGAUUGGGAAUGAAACAAGGCUCAAACUUGAGGAAUGUGAUAAGUACAUUCAUUUGGAUUAUAGAGUUGAAAGACUUGGAAAGUGCUUUUCUCAAUUCAGUGGUUGGAGUCAUUGUUUUGCUUCCAUGGUUGAUUUUCUUCAAGGUCGUUGUGUAUUUGAUUACGACGAGGACCAAAAAGGACCAAAAAGAUUUAAAAAUUUUAUUGAAUUUGUGAGAACGCAAUAUAAAACCCUGGCUUAUCCACUCAAAGAGUGCAUAUCAAUCUUAUGCACUCACAUUCCCAAAACCAUUUUGUUGCAUAAUUUUGAGAGGUUGGGUUGUCUUAUGAGUUUAAUGGAUUCUCUUGAAGCUUCGUUAUUUUCAAAUUGGGUUGUUUCUAAGAAGCUAUUUUCCACCAAAUUGGAAGAAAAGGAAGAAGUUAUGAAAAAUAAUGAUGAGUAUAAGAAGCUUUUGAAGGAGAUAAAUGAUUGUGUGUUGGUUUUGAACUCCUUGAAACAUUCAUUGAGUAGACUUAAACUUCCACAAACUUCUUGCAAAAGAGAUGUUGAAGAUUUUUGCUUUGAGAAUGCUUCUUUGUUCUUCUGCACGGUGUCGAGCUCGUUUAAGUUGUAUUCAAGGCGGACAAUGGCACCAUUGGAGACAUUGGUCAUCGAUGAAGCUGCACAGUUGAAGGAAUGUGAGGCUGCAAUUCCUUUGCAGUUUCCAUCUAUUAAACAUGCUAUCCUUAUUGGUGAUGAGUGCCAACUGCCUGCUAUGGUUGAAAGCAAAAUUGCAGAUGAAGCUGGGUUUGGGAGAAGCUUGUUUGAGAGACUAAGUUCAUUGGGCCAUCAAAAACAUCUUCUCAAUGUUCAACACAGGAUGCAUCCAUCUAUAAGUUAUUUUCCAAACUCAAAAUUCUAUGCUAACAAAAUCUUAGAUGGUCCUAAUGUCAAAACCAAGGCCUAUGAGAAAAAGUUUCUUCAUGGACCUAUGUUUGGUUCGUAUUCUUUCAUAGAUAUAAAUGAGGGAAAAGAAGAAAAAGAUGGCAUUACACAAAGUUGGAAAAAUAUGGUAGAGGUUGAUGUUGUUGGGAAAAUUAUUCACAAUUUGUACAAAGCAUCAUGUGUUGAUCGUCACUCAAAAGAGAAGAUUAGCGUUGGUGUGGUUUCACCUUAUUUAGCCCAAGUAGAAGCCAUCAAAGAAAACAUUGGGAGGGAUUAUAGUAACUGUAGUAGCUUUAGUGUCAAAGUAAGCUCAGUUGAUGGGUUCCAAGGUGGGGAGAAAGAUAUCAUUAUCAUUUCUACUGUUCGAUCAAAUAGAAGCUCGUCGAUCGGGUUUUUAUCUAGUAAUCAAAGAACAAAUGUCGCUCUUACAAGAGCUAGAUAUUGUUUAUGGAUAUUGGGGAACUUCACAACAUUAUCAAAUAGUGAUUCCAUUUGGGGAGAAUUGGUUUUUGAUGCCAUGAAACGUAGUUGUUUCUUCCAAGCUAAUGAAGAUAGGGACUUGGCCAACGUAAUGUCUAGUUAG
Molecule: messenger RNA, 2700 nt
Organism: Cucumis sativus (cucumber)
Lineage: Eukaryota; Viridiplantae; Streptophyta; Magnoliopsida; Cucurbitales; Cucurbitaceae
Exons: 6
Coding region: 1-2700 (899 amino acids)
Molecular function (GO): helicase activity
Source: RefSeq, a predicted model, not a curated record